AUGGCAGCUCUCGCGGUUCCUCUACCCGGCAUGGGUCCAGCGCUUGAUUUGAAUCCAGCUCCGCAACCACUUACGGCACGUCGGCCAGCAGCAUCGAAUCUUCCUGUAUUCGAGCUGCCUCCGCCAGCGAACUUUGGCCUGGUCAAUGCCUCCACCAAGUUUCCAUCCCCCUCGGCCAUCAACCCCGUGUCGAACGUGAGCAAUCUACUCACCCCGCCCUCAAAUCACUCUGGAGAGGGCGCGACUAAUUCGCUGCCACCCGGCCCGAGUAUAUCUACUGCGAUUUCUGCGUCUCAAGAGGUAUCUUCGUAUCAGUCAUCGUGGCAAAACCAGAACUCGUAUACUUACGGUUCUCCUUCCCAAGCCUCCUGGGGCCAUAAUUCCACCGGUGUCUUUCCGCCACCACGAAGUGUGCUCUCCCCCACGUCUGGAUCUCUCGCUCGAGGCAGCGUUAGUUUACCGCCCACGAGCGAAGGUAUGGCACAGCAAUAUGAGCUCAACCAUCAUCUGCCCCCCUUUCAACAACAGUCGAUACCCACUUCAUCUCCUGCUUCUGCUACUUCCGUUAUAUCGCAUGGACAACAUCCGCAACAGCAAGCUAUGAGUCAGCUUCCUACGACAUCUGGUGGUUCCUCCCAUUAUCAAACGGCUACGGUUGAUCUGUAUGGAUCGCGACCAAUGGUGAGCCCGUUGUUCAACUCAUCCUCAGUCGGUGCUGGCGCGUAUCCUCCUUCGUACGGAGCUUCGCCGGUUGGCCAAAGCGGAUACACUCCUCGACUUCAGUCUGGCCCAAGCCAUUCUCCGCCAAUGCAGCCGCCCCAUUUGAGCUACAGCCGGCCGCCAUGGCCUUCGUAUUCACUACCUGCUAUGACGGGACCGAUCAUGACCAACGUGCAUAAUCCCAAUGGACAGAUGUCGCUCAUGGGUAACAUGGCAACCGGCAUGAUGCCGGGAUUCACUAGCGGUCAUCUCGCAAGCAUGCAGCACAUGUAUGGUAGCCAUCCUUCGCAUCACCAAGGACACGGCCAGUCUGCACCGCCUAAUGAUCGUCCUUUCAAGUGUGAUCAGUGUCCUCAGUCGUUCAAUCGAAAUCACGAUCUUAAAAGACACAAGCGCAUCCACUUGUCCGUCAAACCUUUUCCUUGCAAUCACUGCGAAAAGAGCUUUUCACGCAAGGAUGCUCUCAAGCGACAUCUCCUUGUCAAAGGAUGCGGGAAAAACACGGAUACGAGCUCUAAUGCCGGAACCAAGGACGACGACAGUCUGACCAAAGUCGAGUCGCAUAGUGACAAAGCGAGCCCCCUUUCAAACGGCGUCUAA
Molecule: messenger RNA, 1320 nt
Organism: Talaromyces amestolkiae
Lineage: Eukaryota; Fungi; Ascomycota; Eurotiomycetes; Eurotiales; Trichocomaceae
Exons: 2
Coding region: 1-1320 (439 amino acids)
Biological process (GO): regulation of transcription by RNA polymerase II
Molecular function (GO): RNA polymerase II cis-regulatory region sequence-specific DNA binding; DNA-binding transcription factor activity, RNA polymerase II-specific
Source: RefSeq, a predicted model, not a curated record